AUGACCGAAGAAGAAGAAAAUCUCUACUGGGUCGAGCAGGAAGAAUUAGCCGAAAGGCAAGCUGAGAAAACUCGCCGUCAACAUCGAGAAGCUCGAAGAGCGGCUGAAACCAAUCCGGAUAUCCGCGAUCUCCGCAAUUACAUCACCAAGACCGCUGCGGAAGUAAAGGCUGUGAAAUCGCAAAUUCACCACGCUACGAGCUCCGCUCCGGAAAUCGAUCGACUCCUUGAAGUGGCUCGCAAAACGCCCGCACGUAUUUCCGAAACUAGGGUAUCUUACCCAGGGAAACUCAAGAUACCAAUCUACAAAGGCACCACUGAUCCUAAGGCGCAUCUCCAGGCGUUCCAUAUCGCCAUGGGAAGAGCCAGGCUAAAGGACAGCGAGAUCGAUGUCGGAUACUGUCGUCUGUUCGUUGAGAACCUCGAAGGCGCGGCACUCGAAUGGUUUUCCCGAUUGGAGCGAAACUCUAUCGGAAGUUUUCGCCAGCUCGCCUCGGAGUUUCUCUUAAAAUACUCCAUGUUCAUGGAUAGAGAAAUGUCCGAGGUCGACCUCUGGAGCAUGGCUCAGGAAGAGGGCGAGCCCCUCCGAGAGUUCGUAAGCCGCUUCAAGCUGAUUAUGUCGAAGGUGAGUGGAAUUAGCGACAAGGUCGCUAUAGAUGCGCUCAGAAAGGCACUAUGGUACAAAUCGAAGUUCAGAAAGUGGCAUAAGCCGACGAAGAACCCCUCCAAAGACGCGGAUCCGAAAUCAAAAAGGAGGACCUCUCGUAACGACAAGUACGUCCAUCACGAGGAGGAAGAACUCCGGGGUGCACACAACUAUGCGAUCAAUCCGGAGCAAGGCAGAAGCCGUAGCCAGAAUUACGAUGAGAAUUCCUUCUGCGAGCUCCAUCAAACCAGAGGUCACUCCACGACCAGAUGCAAGGUCUUGGGAGCAAGGCUGACCGAGAGACUGCUCGCCGGAGAACUCUCCGGAGUAACCAGCAUAAAGGAUCUAAUCCUCGACACCGAUCGACAACCAAGGUCGGACAGAAAUCCUCCCGCGGAAACUUCUUCUCCCAGAAAUCAGACGGGAGAGAAACACGGAAGAAAACAGGAUGACGCAAAAAACGAUAACAACCGCAGGAGGGUGAACAUGAUCAUCGGAGGAUCGCACUACUGCAAGGACUCGGUUUUGGCCAUCAAGGCCUACCAGCGUAAAGCCGAGUCAAGCGCAAAAUAUCCGACACAAUCCCCUCCUCAAGACGAGCAAAGCGAUCCAGUGACAUUCACGGAAGAAGAGGCCACCGGACUCGAUCAAUCCCACUGCGACCCUUUGGUCAUAGAUCUCGUGAUAAGAGAUCUCGAGGUCUCAAGGAUACUCAUCGACACCGGAAGCACGGUCAAUGUAAUCUUCCGCGACACCCUUAACAGAAUGAAUGUCGAGCUCGGGGAAAUCACCCCAGUACCAAAACCGCUCACGGGUUUCUCUGGACAAACGUCCAUGACCCUCGGAUCCAUCCAGCUUCCCGUCAUGGCAAAAAGCGUCACUAAAAUCGUUGACUUUGCGGUAGUAGAUAGCCCGGCCAUCUACAACGCGAUCAUGGGGACCCCGUGGCUAAACGCUAUGGAGGCAGUCCUCUCGACCUAUCACCUAGGCGUCAAGUUUCCAACAAGAACUGGAAUCGCCGCAAUCUGGGGUUGUCAGAAACAGUCGCGAUUUUGUUUCUUAGCGGAACAUAAGUUAAGACAAGCCACGACGACCUCCACGGCUAAACGCAAGCGUACUCAACCUACCUCCGAGGACGUCCUGAUAACAAGCACAGCGACUCCUCCCGCAGAAACGGAUUCAGAAGAGGGAAUCGCCCCCAAAUCCGAAGACAACAUCGAAACUCAACGGGAAGAGAAAAAUCCCGAGGAAGACAUCGACCCCGCAGCUAAAGCGGUCGACGAAAACCUAAUCGCCGAGUAA
Raphanus sativus (radish) is the source of this 1947-nucleotide messenger RNA. RefSeq lists its product as uncharacterized. The record is from RefSeq and is a predicted model, not a curated record. The transcript has 2 exons. Lineage: Eukaryota; Viridiplantae; Streptophyta; Magnoliopsida; Brassicales; Brassicaceae. Bases 1 to 1947 code for a protein of 648 amino acids.